AUGGAAGCUUGGAAGAAUUUGUUUGUUCCAACACCAGUGUUAUGGGCAUUAAAAAGUGAAAAUAUGGUAGCUCCAACAUCCAUUCAAGCCCUGAGCAUACCACAUGCUAUUAGAGAUAGAUUAGAUAUCCUAGGAGCUGCAGAAACAGGAAGUGGCAAAACAUUAGCAUUUAGUAUACCAAUACUACACCAUGUCUUACAACACCAAGAAACCAUAAACUCUUCUAAGAAUAACAACAUUGAUGAUAAUGGUGAUAAUUCUCAAGGACAAGAUAAUGAUGAGAAUACUAGUAAUGAUAAUAGUGAUAAUUAUGAUAAAAGUGAUAAUGAAGUAGAAAGUGUUGAUUUAAAUGAACUGAUGAUGGAAAUGAGUGAUGUCCCUGAUGAUGAUGAUGAUGAUGAUGAUGAUGAUAAUGAUAGUGGUGUAGAAGAUGAUGAGGUAUAUGACAGUCCUCCAGAAGAAGUAGAUGAAGAAUUUAUGCAUAAUAUAGUUUUAGAUCCAAAGAGUACUACAGUGAAAACAGAUAAGCCUCUAAUAGCAUUGAUAUUAGAGCCUACCAGAGAACUAGCUAUUCAAGUUAAAAAUCAUAUACAAAAAGCAGCUAAAUAUAUUAAUGUUCAGAUAGCUACAGUAGUUGGUGGUAUGGCUCCACAGAAACAAAGACGAAUAUUAAGUCAUUGUCCAGAGAUUAUUAUAGCCACACCUGGUAGAUUGUGGGAACUCUUACAAGAGGUCAAUCCUCAUCUGAUUAAAAUACCAACAGUAAAAGUAUUAGUUGUUGAUGAAGCAGAUAGAAUGGUAGAGAAAGGACAUUUUGAGGAAUUGAGUAAAUUAUUUGAAUUUAUGAAAGAAAAUGUUGAAUCAAGAUUAAAGAGACAAACUCUGGUAUUUUCAGCCACCUUAACUAUGAUACAUCAAGGUCCAAAUAGAAGGCUAAAAAAGAAGAAAAAGAAAGUGGACCCAGAGGAUAAGUUAGGAUUAUUGAUGCAGCAUAUUGGUGUAAAACAGAAAAAGAAAGUAAUAGAUUUAACUAAUAAAACUGGUACUGCUGGUGGACUAACAGAGGCUAGAAUUAACUGCGCUAAGGAUGAAAAGCAUAUGAUGAUGAUGAUGAUGUCAAGAUCCUUCUGUUUUUAUAGCUAUGUUAAGUUCUAUUUAAAACAGAAGAUGUGCUUUGCAAUCCUCAAAAUGAUUUUUAUAGUAUUAUCUUUGAAAUUUCCAGGAAAUUCAGAUGGAUUUCUUCUGGCGUCUGAUGUAGCUGCUAGAGGUUUAGAUAUACCUAAUGUCCAACAUGUUAUACAUUAUCAAGUACCUCGUACCAUAGAGAACUAUGUCCAUCGUAGUGGACGUACAGCUAGAGCUAAUCAGGAGGGUCUCAGUGUUAUGUUGAUAAGUCAAGAUGAUGUUCAAAAUUAUAGAAAAAUCAUCAAAAAUCUGAAUAGAGAUGAAGAGUUGCCAGUAUUUCCUGUAGAAUAUCAAUAUAUACCACUGUUAAAAGCUCAAUUACGUCAAGCUUUAGAAAUAGACAAGUUAGAUCAUAGAUUCACCAAAGUAAAAAGACAGAAUGAUUGGUUUUCUAAAGCUGCUGAAGAAAUGGAAAUAGAUAUAGAAGAUGAGAAAUUAUUAGUUGAUCUUGGUGACAGUGAAGAACAGAGAAGACAUGGGGUUAAAUUAGAACAAUUACGUUCUUCUUUAAAACAAUCAUUAAAACAACCUCUAGCACCUAAAACAUUUUCUGGUAAAUACCCAACUAAGAUGGGAAAG
Lottia gigantea (owl limpet) is the source of this 1764-nucleotide messenger RNA. RefSeq lists its product as hypothetical. The record is from RefSeq and is a predicted model, not a curated record. Gene Ontology annotation, molecular function: nucleic acid binding; ATP binding. The transcript is spliced from 12 exons. Lineage: Eukaryota; Metazoa; Mollusca; Gastropoda; Lottiidae. Gene Ontology annotation, cellular component: nucleolus. The annotation marks the transcript as partial.